This is a messenger RNA of Zasmidium cellare ATCC 36951, 618 nucleotides long. RefSeq lists its product as uncharacterized. The record is from RefSeq and is a predicted model, not a curated record. The transcript is spliced from 2 exons. NCBI's taxonomy places the organism in Eukaryota, Fungi, Ascomycota, Dothideomycetes, Mycosphaerellales, Mycosphaerellaceae. The coding region runs from base 1 to 618 and encodes 205 amino acids.
AUGGCUCAAAGGUUCCUCUUACAGCUCUUGUCCGUCGUCUGGCUCCUCCGCAUUGCCGUCGCAAGCGCAUUGCCGCCGACCGUCUCUCCGCAACAUGUGUUCCAGGCGGCGCAGUCCAUCAGCAGCAAUCGCAAGACAGCGACUCUAGAGAUUUCACGCCGCGACUUCUGGGAAUGGCCUUUCCACUUCACCAGCAUCGCGCUCGGGACACCUCCCCAGGCGUUUUCGCUUGUUCUGGAUUUGGGACUCGGCUGCGUCGCCAUUCGAUCGGUUGGCUGUUCCAGCGACUGCGGGCGAAGGGUUCUCGCGUACAACCAGUCGGCCUCGUCCACCUGCUAUGACCUCGACGAGACAUUCGACCUCCCACUGCCUGGACAUUAUGGGCGGGGUCCAUUGCUCCAAGAUGAGAUGCACAUCGUAUCGCUUACGCUCCAGAAUGCCACGUUUGGUUCGAUGGUCAGAUUUCUCGGUCUAGAGCCUCCUAACGCUUCGUCCUACACGUAUGAUAGGGGCAGUAUUUACGAGCCAGUUCCACAGGCGAACUUCCUGUAUGAGUUGACGAGGAGUAGCUUGUUGGAGCAGAGGGUUAUGUUCCUAAGCCUCCCAGGCAGCCCUUAA